Molecule: messenger RNA, 1173 nt
Organism: Anoplopoma fimbria (sablefish)
Lineage: Eukaryota; Metazoa; Chordata; Actinopteri; Perciformes; Anoplopomatidae
Gene: prokr1b
Product: prokineticin receptor 1b
Exons: 2
Coding region: 1-1173 (390 amino acids)
Biological process (GO): neuropeptide signaling pathway
Cellular component (GO): membrane
Molecular function (GO): neuropeptide Y receptor activity
Source: RefSeq, a predicted model, not a curated record
AUGGGGGACUCCAACAUCAGCUACAUGGUAGCAGCUUAUACAGAGACACAGGAGAGUCUCCCAACAGGCAAGUUGGAUCAUUACAUGGACAGCUAUUACAUGGACUAUGGUAUCCCUCCUGAUGAGAUCCCAGACACGACGCAGGGUCAGGCCUUCUUUGUUGCCACCAUCGUUAUCGCCCUGGUGCUCGUCUGCAUCAUGCUUGUCUGUGGGUUCGGAAACUUCAUAUUCAUUGCCACGGUGAUGCGCUACAAAAAGCUCCGCAACCUCACCAACCUACUCAUUGCCAACCUGGCCAUCUCAGACUUUAUUGUGGCAGUGGUGUGCUGCCCGUUCCUGGUGGACUACUAUGUGGUGAAACAGCUUUCCUGGGGUCACGGAUUAGUGCUGUGUGCCUCUGUCAACUAUCUCCGGACAGUGUCACUCUAUGUGUCCACAAACGCUCUGCUUGCCAUUGCAGUUGACAGGUACAUGGCCAUAGUUUAUCCUCUGAGGCCUCGCAUGAAGUACCAAACCGCCUACUGCCUGAUUACAGGAGUCUGGAUUGUUCCCAUUCUGAUAUCGAUUCCCUCUGCCUACUUUGCCUCCGAGACCAUAUACCCUCAUGGCGGCAGCACCCCAACGACACACAAAGUCUUCUGUGCCCAGAUCUGGCCUGUCGACCAGCAGGUCUACUACCGGUCCUACUUCCUGUUCGUCUUUGCUGUGGAGUUUGUUGGGCCUGUGAUCGUCAUGGCAAUGUGUUACGCCAGAAUUUCCCGCGAGCUCUGGUUCAAGAAUGUCCCCGGAUUCCAGACGGAGCAGAUUAGGAAGAGACUGCGUUGUCGCCGCAAGACAGUGAUGGUCCUGAUCGGGAUCUUGGCGGCGUACAUCCUGUGCUGGGCGCCGUACUAUGGCUUCACCAUCCUACGAGAUUUCCACCCAACGCUCAUCUCCCGCCAGAAGAACUCACUGGUGGCCUUCUACAUCAUCGAGUGCAUUGCCAUGAGCAACAGCAUGAUCAAUACCUUCUGUUUUGUCAGUGUCAAGAACAACACAGUUAAGUACCUGAAAAAGAUUGUACUGAUGCGCUGGAGGUCAACGUAUGCCCCCAGUAAGACUGUGGACGAGAUGGACAUUAGGACCUCCUCCAUGCCUAUAACAGAGGAGAUUGAAUGCAUUCACUUGAGGUGA